AUGGGCGAGGAGUACGCGCGCUCGCCAUGCGAGCGCUUCCCGGCGACGGGCGCGUUCAGCGUGGCGCCGCCGGAGCGGCUCAGCCCGCCGCCGCCCGCGCCUCUGCCGGAUCGCUUCUCGGCGUCACCGCGUCGGGUGCGCCGGUGUGCGGAGGCCGAGCGCGCGAGGCGCCCGCGCUACGUGCCGCCGGCGGCUCACGUGCCGGUGGAGCGGUACGUGCCGCGGCCUCCAGCGCCUGUGCGCCCGCCGCCGCCGGUCUAUUGCUCGUUGGCAUGUCGACCGCCGCCGCCUGCGCAGAGGAAAUGCUGCGGACCUGCUUGCCGCGACGACAUCGGUGGUUCUCCGCCUCCAACUCGUUAUGUGGAGUACGUUGGGGCCGCGGCGGCUCGUCGCCUAGCUUGCACUCCGCCGCCGCCGCCUCCGCCCGCGCUACAACUGCCCUGCGAGCCUCAGGAGCCCCCGUGCUGUGUGCAAGCUCGCAGGAGACCGCAGCCUCCGCAUGAUUGGUGA
This is a messenger RNA of Hyposmocoma kahamanoa, 510 nucleotides long. RefSeq names its product formin-like protein 5. Lineage: Eukaryota; Metazoa; Arthropoda; Insecta; Lepidoptera; Cosmopterigidae. The record is from RefSeq and is a predicted model, not a curated record. The coding region runs from base 1 to 510 and encodes 169 amino acids. The transcript has a single exon.